AUGGAUGUCACGGAGAGCAAGUUGGAAAGUUCGAUUGAAGCUUCUAGUGACAUUACAUCGGAAAAAGAUGCAGUUGCCAACUUGAACAAUCAAAUAGAUGAGCUUAAACGCGAGCUUGAUGCCGUGAAGAAGAAACUUCAGAAGGCGGAAUUCGAGCGGGACAGUGCUCGGAAAGGUGUGGAAAACUUGAAAAGUGAAGUGAAGGAGUUGAGUAAGAAGCUGCACGAGGAAAGGAAAAGAAAUGCUGAGGGCACAAGGAAGAACGGUCAUGCCGUUCGGUCAAAUGAUAAUAUAAAUGGUAAGUUCAUAUCAGCUGAUAAAUGGGGAUGCAGACAUUCCAUUUUUUAUCCGCACCCCCACACCCCCUGCUAAGGAUGCCGCCGGCUUAUGAACAGGAGGUUCAAAAAGCAGCUAAAAGUCAUUUACUACAAAUCCAGUACCCUGAUCCUGUAUUUUCAAAUGCAUAGAUGGAGAAUGUUCCAGUAGGCCGAUUCAGAACAGAGAAGCUCAAGAAACUGAGGCAACUGAAACCAAGGUAAGUCAUGUGUCAAAUUCUUGCUUUAUUCUACACAAAUAAAUAUCAAUUUGUGGGAGGAGAGUCCUGCUACUAAGUAAGUUAUUGUGUUGUGUUUUAAUGUUGUUUCUAGGAUCUCAGAACCGCAUUGCAAGAGGCAGCUACUGCUGCUAUGAGCCAGAGUGGUUUUGUAUAUGAUGAUCGCACAGGACUCUAUUAUGACUGGAAUACUGGUUAUUACUAUGAUCCUGUAAGUACUUAUGUAAGCAUCAUCUAGUCUGCCAUCUAUGAAAUAAGCACCAAAGGGGCAGAUGAGGCAGGGUUGAUCCAGGAAUUGGCCAACUGCCCAGUGGGGCCCUUCUGAAAUAAUAUAAAGGACCAUUUUACUAGGGAAGGGGAACUGAUUCUGUAUUUUAAUCUUUUUUAAUGUGUAUUCUUUUCCAUUUUCUCAGUGUUGCAACUGUCUAAUAAUAACUUUUAUUAUAAGGAUUAUCUCAUGAUAUCUCUUUAAGUUUUGAUAGUUGGCUGUCUUGAGACUAAAAGGGCUCAUGUCCUUGUUUAUGGUGGCACCAUGUGUCUGGGUGUGGUCAUGUUUUGACUUGAGCUCAUUCUGUUUUUAGACUAGUCGCCUUUACUAUGAGAACACUACAGGUAUCUACUACUAUUAUGAUGAACAGAGUGGCACUUACAAACUUCACUCCAGAGUUGAUAUAUCCAGCAGCAAACAAAAAACAGCUCGCAAAGACAGUACAGACGAAAAGGAAAGUGGUGAAGAAAGCAGUGAAGAUGAAGCUGAAAGUGACAAGGAAGUAGAGGGUAUAGGACUGUUUUACCAUGCUGAAAUCAAUGAUUUAUCUCUCAGCCUACAGGCAGAGUGGAAAAACCUUUCUCCCAGCAACCCUGUCAGCAAUCAGUGCCCAGCUUUGAGACACUUGAGAACUAAACAUUUUUCUGUCAAUCAAGGCUUUUCCAAUGUACCAAAACAUUAAUAUUCAUUGUACACUGUAGUCCUCCAGUCCUCAGAAUAGUGAUAAAGGAGCCCUCACCCCUUGGCAUUAUUAAUUUGCAAUGUAGUUAAGCUUUGAUCCGGUCUUUUCCUUUAGAAAACUACUUUUUUAAGAUGCACUCCUUAUUUGAUCUCCUGUGGUCUUGCCUAAAUGUGUGUAGUAAAUAAUAUUUCCAGGCUUUUUUUUUCUGUUCCCCAUCUAAUAAAGUCACAUAUAUCUUAAACAUUUAUUUUUUUAUGUUUUACAUUUUAGUCACUGAAGUGCAGUUUCCUUGUAUCAGGGCAAUAGUAAUCAAGUCAUCAAAGUUGAAAGUAGGAAGCCUUUUUAUCGUUACAUACAUUGGUGGUACUAUUGGAAGGUAUAUGGUCUAGUAACAUCAAUUAUUUACAUAUUUGUACUUUUCAGUGUAUUGAUAUCCGUGAACUAUUUAGUAACUGAUUUCCUUUCUCCUUGGUUAUAAGUUUGAAUGCAGGGCUAGCCUGUAGGGAAUCAGCCAGAAGGUUGUACUUCACAAUUUUAAUUAGGACUUAUUUUGUUUGCAGGGAGAAAAAUGUGUCACAUGUCAUGAGAAUACCUGAUGUUGAAGUUAGCAAGGUAUUUGAUAUGCAGUUAAAAUUAUUAAAUCCUGCACCUGUUGAAUGAUCUGCUGGUUUUUCUCAGUUUCUCUUUUCUCCUUCUCAGACGCAGUGUAAUAUUGAGUUUGAUAAAGAGAGACGUCAGUUUUUUAUCAGUGAUGUUGGAAGUAGAAAUGGGACAUUUCUGAAUGGUUGUCGGCUCUCUGAGGUAAACUAUACAUAUUUUUAUUUGCAAGGGCAUGGUAUCACAGAAAACUGCAUUCUUGAGUCUAUCUAUAACUUAGAAAAGACAACAGGAAGUGAAAUGAAGGGGAUUUACUUCCGUGGGAUUUCAUCACAGUGACAAUGUGGCUGUGAUGUCUCUUAAGCUAUGUACUGUUGUCAGAAUCCUUUGUGGCCUGCUACCACUAUCUCCCCCUGGGGAGAAGGGCAGUUUUUCUGUUAUCUGAAAAGAAUUAGAAGUUUUUUCCUUGCUUCUGGCUUUUUAUUGUAUAAGGGUGUUUAAGGCUUCAUACGGGGUUCUCACACGACUAGGACUCGAGAGUCCUUGAAAAUUGCAGUCAGUGCUGAAAAGUCCUUGCAUUUCAGUGCUAACAAAAUAUACCAAAAGUAGCAGACACAGAGAGACCUUCAGGAUAAACUUGUUCAUGUUAUGGAAGAACGUCAUCUGACAGCAAGGUCUUUCCCCUUUUAAUAUGCCCUGUCGCUACCAAACGUUUUUUGGAAAGUGUCUCGAUCUACCCCAGGCUUAUAGAGGUGAUUUGCUUGAAAAUUUGGGUAAAGAGUACAGAAGGUGCACUUUCAGUUGACUUGUGUCUCUCAAAAGCGCUCUUUGCUUAAGCUUCCUUAUAAUUUAGUUGUAAUGUCUUAUUUUUUACAGAGCAAACAAGAAAGUAAACCCCAGGUAAUAACUCAUGGAGAUGAACUUACCCUUGGAAGCACAACACUUCGCCUCCACAUUCACCCAGGGUCACAAACUUGUGAUUCCUGUGAGCCCGGCCAAGUACAGGCCCAGGCCCAGCAAGGAACCUUAUUUGUUCAAGAUGAUGAAGGUAAGAAAGUUAGAUACCUCCCCCCUCAUAAACAAGCUAUCUCGACCUACGGGGAUAGAAGCUGGGGGUAAUAUCAUUUUCUUUUGGCUGCCUAGGCACCUUUAAAGACUGCAAAGACGAUGUUUUUCCCAUGUAAUAUAUUUUAGGUUAAACCUAAAGAUGCGAGACUUUGUUUAGGACUGUAAAAAGUUGAUCGUCCUUUUCGUACGUUUUCGACCUUCUGGGGCAAAACCUUUUUUCUGACAAGUGGACUGCGUGGAUGGUUCUAAACACCCUAGAAGACGUUUUUUGUAUGCUUCCUUAUUCUAGAGUCACACAGAAAUGUUCAUGCCUUUUUCUGCUGGGUGCUCUUGAAAGACUGCAAAAGAGGAUCGUCCUUUUUGUAUGUCUUCUUCUUGUGAUAAAAGUCAAACACGUCGUCUUUUUUAAUAGCGACCAUUUCUCCGUAGUCGAUGUUGCCAUCAUUGUCUGUAUCAAGUAUCCGCACCAAUUUCUUCAAUUGCUUUCGUGUCAUGGGGAUGCCUGUUUUCUUGACACCAUUCAUGAAUUCCGCCCGGGUGAUCUUUUUACUAUUGUCCUUGUCCAGCUGGCGAAAGAAGUCUACAACACGCAAGCCUCUGAGCUCUAUGUACUCCAGCAGUAAGUUGAGAACAUCCUGCAAGAGAACAAAAGAAAAAAAUCUGUUUUGUUACAGUUUGGUACUCUAUCUGUUGCAGAAAUUUCCAAAGGUUGUGUGAUAGUAACUGAAUUUCCAUUCAUUUCGCCCUUUUCUUCCUCUAGUCUGUGUUCAUAAGUCUCCCAACAUUUUUUCGAAGUUUCAAAUCUAGAGUAUAAUAUAAGACAACAAAGGCCAUCGUUCACCUCUGUGUGUAGUCAACAAGACUACGUUUAUUAGGCACAAUUGAAACUUUUUUUCGCUCGAGACAGUCAUUUAGUUAAGUACCAAGUUUAAUUUUAGUACUCGCAGCCGAAUUUUCGAGUCUUAUAUUUGAACCAUUUCGUUUUUUAAGUACUGUUGAGAUUGAGUAACGAUAGUCAUGUUUCACAUUUUUCCGGGAACUUUUCUUUUAGACGUGGUACUUCACAUGAACUUAUUUCAUUGAAUUCGAUUCGGCUCUUCUGAAAUACCGCGUCUGAACCGCGGGCCCAAACCUAUACCUAGGAGAUCUGGGCAAGGCCCACUUUUGAGUCAGGUCUGUAUGCAAAGCUAUUCUGUAAGUAGUUUCUGCAACUGAAGAAUAAUAUUUUACAGCUCAAGGAAAAUUUUACUUACCACUUUCUUUUUCAUUCUUUUGACUCUGUCUUUUCCCUGCGUGGCCGUUCCACACUGCACGCUUAGGUUCGUUCGUUCAUCAAGCACGUCUUCUAGUAACUCUUCAAACUCCGCAUUCACGGGAAUUCCGUCAAAGUAUAACUCCUCGAUGGCGCUUUCCUUGUUCUUGGCAACAGCGCUUAAAAUCUCGUAUGCUCCUUCGCUCUGGAAUGGGUUCUGGCCAACGCGAAAGACCUGAAGAGUCGAAUUUUGCUCGAGUCCUUUUGCGAGCCAUUUCGCUCCGACGACCGAAAUCCGAUUACUUGAGAUGUCUAACUCUGUUAGAGUGUUGUUCGCUGCGAGCGCCUCCCCUACUGCUUUGGCACCAUCGUCAGCGAAACCAUUCCAGGACAAGUCCAGGAAUUUUAACGCGCAGUUGUUUUUCAGUCCGUAGGCAACUGCUACAGCUCCUUUUCUUCUUAAAUGAUUCCAGCUUAAAUCCAGAUAUUCUAAUCCCACGUUUCCAUCUAUUGCUGGACCAAGCAGUUGACCUCCGAUUUCGCAGAAGUUGUUGUGGCUGAGGUUCAGAGAUUUAAGCGUGUAGUUCUGUUUCAUAGCUUCAACAAUCGGCUCUGCAUCCUUUUCCUCGAAGCCAUUGUUCGAGAGGUUGAGCUCUAAAAGUUCGUUAUUUUCUCUCAACAUCUCCGACAUGGCAUAUGCUCCUUGAGUGCGAAGAUCGUUUUGCGAAACGUCCAGCUCUGUAAUGAAGGGAUUUUCUGUUAACAUCUUGGCAAUAUAAAUAGCACCGUCGACUCCGAUGCUGUUAUCGGCGAUAUUCAGGGUCAAAACGGAGUUGUUCUGCAUCAAAGCCACCGCCACAGCCUCGGCUCCCAUCGGACCAAGGUUAUAAUGCUUCAAGUUCAUUUCUGCCUUGUCCAGCUGCCGAAGGAAUGGAGUGCAUGGUAUCAAGCCAAGAUUUUUACAAGCUGCAGUAUAGUGCCUCUUGUCCCUUCUGCCUUCAAGGAUGUCCUCGUGAAACUCACUCUCCAAAUCCGUGUCGUACUCCUCUUCACUGCUCUCUGCUUGUUUUUCUGGGCUUAGUUCGUCUGCCAGCGGUUGUUCGUCGUCUUCAAGCGAAGAGUAGGGAACUUGUCUUAUGCAGUCGACUUGGACUGGGUAUUUUGUCGACAUUGUUGCAAUCUGAGAAAAUAUAUGCAAUCUGUGUCAUUUCUUACCCAUUUCCCAGAGGUCUUUUACUUCUCUCAGGUAGUUACUUAGUGUAUGUCAGCCCAUAAUGUACCGACAUAUUGUACCACGUACUUUACAUGUACAUGUCUUAUUCUACAGUCAUAGCUUUCCAUCAACCUCGUUCCCAAGAUUCUCUCCUGGCUGAGGUCCCCAUAGGCCCUUGCUUCGCCGGUGGCUCAAUAAGAUCAAGGCCUUUAGUAACAUAAUUACUCAUAAUCACAGAAAGAAAGAAAAUGCACGAGAAUGCAUUUUUAGCUUCUUUCCCUUCACAGUCUUACAGUUUACCGCCGUUUUUGAACUCAAGUACUUUGCAGGGGGCUACGUUGAAAGUUUCGGCGCCUAUUAUUGAAAAUAGGGUGUUUAGUGAAGAAUCGCUCGUUCUGGGCAACGAUUAUUCGAGUAAGUACCGCAAGGUGCAGGCGCUAAAAACCUGUUUUAUUACAAAUUUAGAGUUUAGUACACGAAUGCAGUUUGAUUUUCUGAGUUGUGUAGGGUUUCAUUAAUACUUAAAUGUUUGAAAAGGACCUUGUAAGAACGUACUUUAAGGUAGAAAGGUAAAUUAACUAUUUUCAUCGUGUGCGAAGUUCAUUUUAGUUCCGAGUAAUUGUGCUUGCUUGACAAAGUCAAGUAAGUGCAUUAUAAACAUAUUUCAAUAACUCUCGUAUUUUUACCUGUUGGAGUAUUGUACCUUCAUGGAAUGAAAAUGAAGAUUUUGUACAAUUCAGAUCCGUGAUGUGUUGAUGCUACAGUUGUAUAUGUGUAGUUAGUUUCACGUACGGCGGGCGAACCAGGUAAAAGCUUUUCUUUCCUCAAAAUUAUUGUUAUUCAUAGCGAGAAUCUAUUAGCGAGUCUCUUGUUUUAAAUGCAAGGAUUGAGGAUGUUCUAAGUGGCCGUGGCAUUUAAACACUACGUCGCUAUGGAGAUGCUUGAAUGUUGCUUUGGUUACCGGACAGUGGGCGAGCCAAGACAAAGGCAUCGCCAAUGGCUUUCCGAAAUUAUACAGAAGCCUUUUUUGGGGAAAUGACAAGAAGCUGUGAAUAAUUUAUAAUUUCUGUAAACACCGAGCAGGUGGUAAUUCAAAACUAGUAUUUCAAUAGCUCAGGGAUUGAGAAACUUUAAGCUAAAGAAAAACAUACAGUUUGAAACAUAUUGAAAUGGUUUAGCAAUAAAUCUAACUGUUGCUUUUGUAUUAGAGAAAGCGCUGGUAAAUAGAUGUAGUUGUCAAGCUUUGUCCGCGAGAAACUAAUCUCAUUUAACUCAGCGAGACUACUGACACUUGAAUUUUAACAUCGUAGCCGUAUUUAUUUUUUGGUGGAAACCCAGUAAUGAAAACAGUUUUAUAGAUUACGGGGAAGCAUACAAAUCAAUUAUACUUAUCUUCAUGGUUAAUUAUGUCAGUUUGGCUGCUAGCAGUCUUACAAUAGUGAAUUUCACCUGUUUGGCCAUGAAUAGUUUAUGCAGGUUGUAGAAUACAAAGCUCACUCAGAUAAUGAAAUGCUCUGUUUGCUGUAAAGUAGUUCUUAGCUUCAUAAAGAAGAUCUGGAAGCUUUGUGUAAUUAUGUCGCAAGGCUGUCUUUCGUUGCCGCAAAGAGCUUGAGUGUGUCAUUGAAUGGUCGUGAACUGAAAUAAUGAAAAUAGAGUUAAACACUACUUGGAACUGUUUUGAGUUGAUAGUAUCUUUUCCGUUUAUGUGAUUGCAGCGCAAGAAAUAUCCAUAAUUUACAAUGGCUUUCCUGUAUUUUCAUUCCCUAUAUUGGUGCGCGUUUCUAGGAUCUAUGUCGCCUGAAAAGAAAAAAAUUACUGGGUAGAAGUUGUGACGGAUGGCGGCGUUAGGCCGCAGACGAGGCUACAAUUUUGGUCGUAACUGUUAAAACGCCAGCGAAUGUUUUGGAUACGGACACUACGGAUUUUGCACAAGAAAAAUGGGCCAUACAUUUGAGAAAAUCAAACGAAAGAAGUUUACGACAGCGCGAAUUCAUUAAGCUCCCUAUUGGGGGAGGGUGGGGAACGAAAGACGGAAGCCAUAAACCUUCACAUGUGCUGAGACACCCUCCCCAAACAAAAAAUAGUGUCUCAAUUAAUUAUCACUAGGGAGUAGGCCCACCAAUAUUGUAUACCUUCUCGCUUUCUCACCCCAACUCUCUCCCCAAUCCCCAUAAUCUAGUCAGUUGAUCAGUGUACAAUUUAUUGACAGUGUGCAUAACGAAGGUUGUGGAAGGACGUAAACCAGUCAACUCGUUAACAAUACAAGAACAACGAAAGUCAGUACUUAAAAGAAUAAAAAAGGCGUAUGCUUUAGAGGUAAGUGGCGUUAGUACCACUGUUGACGCUCGGAAAAUGAGGUGUAAUUAUGACAUAUAUAAUUGUCACUUAUGUACUUUUUUUUAUCAAACAUUGCAACUUAACUUACACAGCGUUUUGAGUAGCACCUCGCUUGAUAGACAGCAUCAGCACUUUCAUCAGUUCAGAGAAACUUCCAGCCCAGGAACUGGUUUUAAAAUUUGUCGUCGGAGAUUUCUUAGUGUCCAUUGUUCGUCAAACCUAACAUAGAGCCAAGUUGCUUACUCUGGUAUAUUUCAUCUUCUUGAUCUCGUUUGAAAAACUUCCAACAACAGCUAAUGACACCACGUCAACUAAAUCCAAAAAUCCCCCCCCACCAAAAAAAAAAUAAUAUAAUAAAGUUCAGAAUCGUUAAAUGACGUUGUUAUUUAUUGUUUCAGGAAUCCUCAUACACCGAACCAGCCGUCGAUGUCACCGGAAAAUACAAAGAUCGUGCAGAAGUCAGGUAGGGCAGGGGAGUCAGUCACUCGUUUCUCCUGCCCCCGCCAAAGGCUUUCCAUGGCUGAGCGGGGUACUGAAGACGAGCGCGGAGCGAGAUCGGGAACCAGUUUCCAGAUUUAAGCGAUCGCAAGCGACUGGGAACUGCGAACUGGGGAGAUUUUUCUCUUCAUGUUAAACUAAUUUGGCGAGUAGCAAUUGAGGGAGGAGAAAAUGUGAUUGAUCAUUUCUCUGGUCGCCCGUUCCCUUGAAGAAAAGGAGUAGCUCUGGUAAUGGAAAAGUAAGGAAUGGCGAAGCGCAAAAAAAGAUAUAUUGUGAGCCCUGACGCACGAACAUGGGCCGAAAAAGUGAGCUAGUAUUCAGGACAAGGACACAUGAUAUUUUUUCUCUCCAGGCCUCUUGCUUCUCCUCGAGUCAUUCCCAUUUUCUUUUCGAUUUAAUGUCACGUCAUUAACAAGCUGAGUUAUGUUUUUCCUUCUUGGUUUAGACGUACAAAGGUCGGAAGUGAUGUUCCUGUGGUGAUUGCUGAUGAUGCCCCAGCAUCCGUUCACAGGUGGACCAACUUGUUUGUUUGUUGUUGUGGUUGUUUACUUUUCUUUCUCUCUUUUUGUUCAUAAAGCAGCAUGUACUCACCUGGAUCCUUGCGGUUUGAAGAGAUACGAUGGGAAAGACACGAUUUUUUUUUGUAGUUGAGUUGUAUUUGUUCCUUUGUAUUCAACCAGAAUUAGUCAUUUUUCUUUCCCUUUGUCUUGGACUAUAUUUUCGAAUCUGACACACAGUAACGAAAGUGAUAACUAAAAAACCACAGCAGACAUUACAGUGAUGUGUUUCAGGCUACAUAUAUUUUGUGUUGCUCUCCUUGUCCUGUCGGUAACUGUGCCCACAUCGUGGCGGGCUCGCUUUUCUUCGUUACCUUGAGAAAUGUUGUAAUUAUUGAUAUUUCCUUCUUAUUUCAGACCUAUUAGUACAGAUAAUGUUGGACGCCAAAUGUUGGAAAAAAUGGGCUGGAGCGAAGGAGAGGGUCUGGGACGAGAGGGAGCUGGGCGCCGAGAACCGGUAAGCAUUGAGCCAUCUGAUGAACACCCAUUGAUGAAAUUCGCGAGUAUUAACUUGGUAUUGCUGGGAUUGGUUUUUCGAUCUCUAUCAACCUCGGCAAAAAUAGCAUGCAUUCGUGGCUUUAUAUUACUUACGUCACUAUGGUGCAGCAAUGUUGCAAAACAAGUUUCACAUUUUUGUUGCCCGCUUUACUGUACUUUAAGUUGAGUUUCACUGACUACACUGCUUGAUAUUGGCCCCACCUUUCCUCCAUGUAGGUCAUCGUUGAGGUGCGCGACAGCCUACGGGGAUUGGGCACAGGAGUAAAACGAAGCCUUGAUGAUGCUGAUGGGAAAAGUUACGCACGAGCUAAGACGCGUGAGAGAUUUACGCAAGCUGCUCAAGUAACAAACGAUACUACAAAGAGAUUUGUCGCAGCCAAAACUGUGCAUGCUGAAGAGAAAACUUCGCACAAUAAAGACACUGAUGAUGUUAUUUCACUUGGAGAGGAAGCUAAAUGUAAUAACGAUUCAACGCAAUCAAACAAGGCUGACAAGGAGGAAACAUUGGAUAUGUUCUCUGAAUGAGAGUCAUUUUUAAAAUCCCUGACGAUAGGUCCAAUAACUGAUUCCUGCGGCACUGAACAAAAAGACUCAAGCUAUUAUGACUUUUAGGCAAGAAACAAUAGAUUAUUCUCCUCGCUUUUAGGAGAUUAUGCUGCUCAUAAAGCAUUCUAUGGAAAACUACUAAAUGUUUACGGGAAUCAGCUUUCCAUUGAAAAGACUUGAAGUGCGAUUUUUGU
Messenger RNA from Porites lobata, 10263 nucleotides. NCBI's taxonomy places the organism in Eukaryota, Metazoa, Cnidaria, Anthozoa, Scleractinia, Poritidae. The record is from the annotation of a GenBank genome assembly.